Messenger RNA from Raphanus sativus (radish), 5291 nucleotides. RefSeq names its product probable splicing factor 3A subunit 1. Gene Ontology annotation, molecular function: protein binding; RNA binding. The coding region runs from base 131 to 2491 and encodes 786 amino acids. NCBI's taxonomy places the organism in Eukaryota, Viridiplantae, Streptophyta, Magnoliopsida, Brassicales, Brassicaceae. The transcript is spliced from 3 exons. Gene Ontology annotation, biological process: regulation of alternative mRNA splicing, via spliceosome; mRNA cis splicing, via spliceosome. The record is from RefSeq and is a predicted model, not a curated record. Gene Ontology annotation, cellular component: U2 snRNP; catalytic step 2 spliceosome; U2-type prespliceosome.
ACUCGCUUGAAUAUAUGCUUUCGUAUAUCAAUCAAACCGUCUUGUAAAGUUGUUUAAAUCUCGAACUUGUUCCUCCUCCGCAUCUCUUCAACGUCGCGGGAAGUUCUGUUCAUCACCGGCUGAGAAGAAGAUGCUAAGUUCUACGCAGAUACUGCCUCUCGACGCUCCUCCUACCGACGGGAACCUCGGUCCUCUCCCUCCUUCUCAGCUAACCGAUCAAGAAAUCGAAGAGAGAGCUCUGCAAUCAGAGCAAAACAGUUCGAAUCAAGCUCCAGAAUCUGUAGCGACUCACACGAGGACGAUCGGCAUCAUCCACCCGCCUCCAGAUAUCAGAAGCAUCGUCGAGAAAACGGCACUUUAUGUCUCCAAGAACGGGUUGGAUUUUGAGAAGAGGAUUAUAGCUAGCAAUGCCAAGAAGGAGAAAUUCAACUUUCUGACCAGCUCGGAUCCUUAUCAUGCGUUUUACCAGCACAAGCUCGCGGAGUACCGUGCUCAGAACGAAGAUGGAGCUACGUGUACGGAUACAGAUGGUGCAGAUCUUAAACUUGAUUCUGGUGGUGAUGAAGGUGAAGUAGGUGAGGCACAGCUUGACCUUCAGGCUCAGUUUCGGGUUCCUCCGAAGCCUCUUGAACCUCCUGAGCCUGAGAAGUAUACAGUUAGGCUUCCGGAAGGGAUCACAGGAGAGGAGCUUGAGUACAUUAAGCUCACAGCGCAGUUCGUGGCGCGGAACGGGAAGUCGUUCUUGACUGGGCUGCAGAGUAGAGAGAGUAACAAUCCUCAGUUUUACUUUAUGAAGCCGACUCAUAGCAUGUUCCCUUUGUUCACGUCUCUGGUUGAUGCGUAUUUCGAUGUGUUGAAGCCUCCGGAGGAUUUGAAAGAUAAGCUGAGGAAGAGCGCCGCUGAUUUGACGACGGUUCUUGAGCGUUGUUUGCAUCGUCUUGAGUGGGAUCGUUCUCAGGAGCAGCAGAGAAAGAAAGAAGAGGACGAGAAGGAGCAGGAGAGAGUGCAGAUGGCUAUGAUUGAUUGGCAUGAUUUCGUGGUUGUAGAGUCGAUUGAUUUUGCUGAUGACGAGGACGAAGAGUUGCCGCCGCCUAUGACGCUUGAGGAAGUUAUAAGGAGGAGCAAAGUAUCAUCAGCAGCGAUGGAGGAAGAUGAAGUUGUGGAGCCUGGAAAGGAAGUGGAGAUGGAAAUGGAUGAAGAAGAGAUGAAGCUUGUUGCGGAUGGAAUGAGAGCAGCGAACCUGGAAGAUAAUGGUGGCUAUGUAAUGAUUGAAAAUAUGAACGAAGAAGCGCCUAUGAGAAUUGUUAAGAACUGGAAGAGGCCAGAAGAUAGGAUACCGACAGAGAGAGAUCCUACUAAAGUUGUUAUAUCUCCAAUUACUGGCGAGCUGAUUCCCAUCAACGAGAUGUCUGAGCACAUGCGGAUUUCGCUUAUUGAUCCCAAGUUCAAGGAGCAGAAGGACCGUAUGUUUGCUAAGAUUCGGGAGACCACUCUUGCACAAGAUGAUGAGAUUGCUAAAAACAUAGUCGGGCUUGCUCGUCUGCGUCCUGAUAUUUUUGGGACAACUGAAGAAGAAGUCUCAAAUGCUGUAAAAGCAGAGAUUGAGAAGAAGAAAGAUGAUCAGCCAACGCAAGUUAUAUGGGAUGGUCACACAGCAAGUAUAGGUCGCACAGCAAACCAAGCUUUGGCUCAGAAUGCUAAUGGAGAGGAGCAAGGUAAUGGCGUUUAUGGAGAUCCCAAUAGCUUCCCUGGUCCAGCUGCUCUUCCUCCUCCUCGACAAGGCGUCCCAAUAGUCCGGCCAUUGCCACCACCUCCUAAUCUCGCCUUGAACCUUCCUCGCCCUUCUCCUUCUGUUCAGUAUCCCGGUCCACCGAGGCCAUUAGGUGUUCCAAUGAUGCAAGCCAUGCAUCCACAACACCAGCUCUCGAUGCCUGGACAUCCUGGACACCCGUCGAUGAUGAUGAACCGACCACCACAAAUGCAGCCUGGUGGUAUGCAUGUGCCGCCUCCACCGGGAUCACAAUUUGCUCAUCUUCAAGUUCCGAGACCUUAUGGUCAGCUUCCACCACCUCCUAUAGGGAUGAUGCAACCACCACCUAUGCAUGGGAUGCCUCCUCCUCCUCCCCCCCCUGGGGAGGCACUACCGCCUCUUCCUGAGGAGCCGGAGCCAAAGAGACAAAAGUUCGACGAGUCAGCUCUUGUUCCUGAAGAACAAUUUCUUGCUCAGCAUCCGGGUUCUGCUACGAUCCGUGUCUCUGUUCCAAAUGUGGAUGAAGGGCAGGUCAUUGAGAUCACAGUGCAGUCAUUAUCCGAAAACGUAGGAAGUUUGAAGGAGAAAAUAGCUGGUGAAACACAGAUUCCAGCAAACAAACAGAAGUUAAGUGGCAAAGCUGGGUUCUUAAAGGACAACAUGUCACUUGCACAUUACAAUGUUGGAGCAGGAGAAAUCUUAACACUGUCUUUGAGAGAACGUGGUGGGAGAAAGAGAUAAAAGAGUCAGCUGGUGGAUGCAGGGAAAUGCUUUUUAAUCUCUUAAUUCUCUUUAGAUGUUUAAUAUUUGGUGGCCAAAACAUUAUAUCACGUCUUUACUCUUUUGCCCAUCAUAUCUACUAUCUAUGGAAGUUUUAAACUGAAGAAGGAUUCUUACUGACUUAUGUUUGUUUUGGAUUUGCAGCUUGUUCUGAGGCAACGUUUUGGAUCUGUAUUUUGAACUCCUCUUUAUUAUCUGAUACUUUGUUUUGUCUUUAUGUGGAUCAUAUAUGGUUAAGCUUAUUUUAAUUGCAGUAUGGUUUAUCUCCUUUUUUUUUUGUUUUUUUGAACCACUGUAUGGUUUAUCUUCUCUGUAGGUACAAUAUGAGGAUGCUGCUUUGCUUUUUAUUUCUCCACGGGGUCGCCAUGGUAACAGGUACACAACUACAAUAUAGUCAAGAUGUUGAAACAUUGGGAAGUGAGAACCUUCUAUAGGCUUUCUUGUUGGAUUGUAAAUCAAAACUCCAGGGCCAGCAAGAGAAACCAUUUGUCCGAGGCAUCUCUACAAAUGAUGUAGACUAUCUAUAGCAAGAACCAAAAUACACAAAGAAGUAGCUCAAAGCACAGUCUUAAGGAAAUUAAAACGACACAUAGGAGAUAACCUUGAUCUGGUGCACAUCCACGGAGAAUAAGCUCUCAAGGAGAAGAGCAGAGAGAACAAACGCCAGGAUCAUUUCAUUUAUUGAUCCAUUAGGAAGGUAGGAAGAUCGUAGUUUCUCACUGUCACUAACCUUGAAGUAUUCGUGCAGCAUAAAACGAUGCACGUUGUGUGUUAAUGAAUGUACGGUUUCUUCAUUAAAACUACGCACGAUCUGACAUGUCUGGUUUCAUGCAAACAUCGUUUUUCUUCGGACACAUGGCUUGCAUUUGCUACGGAUUCUUCUUACUGCUCGGGACUGUCGGCUUCUGCGCUGCACUUUUCUUCGUUCGUCACAUUUACAGGUCAAUCAAAUGCGAGUAAGAGGUUUUAUCUUCUUACGUUGGUUCUCGUCUUCUUCUUCUGCCUCCUUAAGAAUUUUUUGCUAGAACAAAGAAAAGAUAAAAGAGAUAGGUUGUUAGAAAGAAGAGAGACACAAUGACAAUGUCUGAUUAUUUCUGAAAGCAUUUCCUCUCAUUAUUAGAGGUUUUACUUUAGAUGAAUCUCUCUCUCUCUUCUUCUCUCGUUAUUUUGGGCUACAAAAGUUAAAAUGACAUGUAUCCUUUUCUAUAUAAUUUUUAUGGAUUGUAAAAGAUGAUCAUACUCAUACCUUUGGACUGUUUUUUUGUAUGUAAUAAAUGUCAGUGCUCUUAUCUUUCCCUUUUGAUAUCUUCGGGUCUCUGGCACUGUGCUGCGCAAUAGAAUAUAGAGAAAUUACCUAGAAUGACACAUAUUUUACUUGUAAUGACUAAACUAAUCUAUAUUAUUUUACAAUUACUAGAAUAACUUCCAUAGAUGGUCAAAAUACAUAAAUAUCCUUGUAAUUUCAUUCUCUAUUCCAAAAAAUUAAAAGCAUUAUAUCUUAAAAAACCUAAAAACAUGGUCUCCUCACUCCCGUCUCUCCGUUUCAGUCUCUCAGAUCUGAUGUCUUUCUGGCGGCGGUGCUCUUACCUGUUCUUUGAGAAGGCCUCUAUGAGUCCUAUUUACUUUUGAUCGAUCUUCUGUAGUUUUAAGGUCUUCGUCUGUACUGGAAAGUGAUGGAACUUCUCUCAAUGGUGAUAUGGUGUGGUUGAGCGAUGGUUGGUUUCUGCCUUGUUACCAGUGAGGUCGAGUUCAUCGUAAGGGCGUGAUCUGUCCGUCUGUGUGCGAUGGUGAAUCUAACUGUCCGGUGGGGGUUUGACUCCGGCUUGGUGGUUCCUUGUCCAGAGGCGGCCUCUGCUUCAUCACUUAGUUGGAUUUGUCUUUGAUUGGCGUAUCCUGCAUCAAUGUUGAAGAUCUGGGUGGAGGGACCAGUCGCUUGCCGCAGUUCCAGUUCGACUUGGUCGUAAGUUUAUCCCUUGCUCAGCUUGGCUUUGUAGUUUUGUGUGUACUGCAACAUUGGUAGUCUAUUACUAGUUUCUUAGUUUUAUGUGUUCCGCAAAUUUAGUUUAUUAGCAUUUACAGUUUGAGUUAGUUUAGUCAUGUUACUCACUAUCAAUUUAGUCAUGAUAGUAACUCACUUCGAUAAAAAAGAAAGAAAGAUAGUAACUCACUUAAUCAUUAUGUGUUCUACAACUUAAGUAUAUAUGUAGAAACAGUUUCCCUUAAUCUAAUUUAUAAGGUACACUAAUUGUGGUUCUCAUGCUAAUAUCUUGUUCUUUCUCAGUUCACUUCGGGCUUUUCAUAUUUUUGGCUUCUUUUAGAAAAAGAAUGUUGUCGGCAUUGCAAAACUAUAUUUUAUCUCCUAAAAUGUAGAAGAAAAGUAAGAAGCAGUUCAGGGUGCAAAGACAGAAGAACAUAUCGCAAGAUUUGACCUUGGAGACCGUGGGUUUGUACACUUUAAAUAUUUUGCUGUUUACCAAUUGGAUGCAGGUUUAAGUUAACGGCUUGAACGACGAGAUAUUAUUCCGGUUCUACAUCUGAAUAUUGCUGUAGAAAUCUACGAAGAGGUUUCUGAAGUUUGCUAAGUAAUAUGCAUGUUGUUUUAAAUUGCUUAUGCAGUAUUUUGUUUUUUUUUGGUAUUGGAUGUACAAGUAGUCCAAUACGCAGGCUGAUGUUCUUUUAGUCGGAUUAUUAUAUAUGCCAGUCAUGAGUUUGUUACUCCAAACUUUUAUAGUUUCAUCAACAAUUUCAUACAGAUUUUUUA